GCCUUACCAGGAUGUUUGGUUAAAAAGAGGGAUGAUGAUUUUAUACAUCACAGGCUUUUUCUCCUUGAUGAUACCUCAGGUAAUAAGGGCUGUUCAGGAAUUGUAUUCCGAAAACAUAAACUUGGGUCUUAUUAUCGAAUUUGUAUGUGGCAUAAUUCUAUACGUGGCUUUAAUAGGAAGAAUAUUAAUGCUUACUCUACAGAAAACAAAGUUCAAAAGACAAUCAUGGAGUUGAAGGUAGAAAGGAAAGCAAAAUCAGGAUUAAGGGAGGAAGAUAUUUUUAAUAAUAAAUACUUUAUACUAAACAAAAAAUUGUUAGCAUUAGUUGGACUUUGGCCUUACCAGGAUGCUCGGUUAAAAAGAGUUGUAAGGAUUUUACUAGUCUUAUGCAUUUACUCGAUGAUGAUACCACAGAUGAUGAAAGGCAUUGAAGAAUGUCGAGAGAAAAAUCCCAACCCCGAGAUUAUUUUGGAAAAUAUUUCUGGUUUUUUUUAUUUUCAAGGAGUAACUGCUAAAUUUUUGACUGCAAUCCUGACAGAAGAUAAGCUUAAAUACGUUUAUGAAGAAGUUAUGAAAGAUUGGAAAAGGUUUACGGACAAAAAUGAAAUUGCAAUUUUGUGUAAAUUUGCUCAUGUAGGACGCGUGCUAACAGUUGUUUGGUCAAUAUAUGCCGCAAUGAGCUGUCUAUUAUUUGUAACACUGCCUGCUGUAAUACCAAUGAUUCUUAAUAUUAUUUUAACAAGAAACGAAACGUUUAAAAAAUCACUAUGUAUUUAUUGUGAAUAUUAUAUUGACCAAGAUAAAUAUUUUUUCUAUAUUUUCCUUCAUCACAUAAUUGCUGGCAUUGCGACAAUAUUCUUGACGAUUGGUAUUGACACUUCAUAUGUUAAUUGUGUUCAACACGUACUUGCACUUUUUAAUGUUUCGAGUUACAGAUUAAAAGUAGCUUUUGAUACAAUACAUCAUUCUAAAAAGAACGAUUACAAUCUAAAAACUUUAGAAAACAACGUACAUAGUUAUGUUGUUAGUUCUAUACGAUUGCAUCAGAGGUCAAUAAAAUUUGUAGACACUAUUCAGAGUGCUUAUAAUAUUGUAUUUUUCAUCGUAUGCGCAUUACUUCUUUUUGGAAUAAGUAUCAUUACCGUUGAUUUGGUAUGGAAUGUUCACAAUCCAAUAAACUUAAUUAGAAUCGCUUGUCUUUGGAUGGGAACUAUAAUGUACAUGUUCUAUAGUAAUUGGCCAGGGCAAAAGUUAAUCGAUAGCAGCAAUGAACUUUUUGAUGCGAUUUAUACAUGCGGCUGGUUCGAAUUUCCAAUGAAAACAAAAAUAUUAAUCCGAUUCAUGCUACUUCGAUCCAUUGAUCCAUGUCGUUUAACAGCUGGUCCGCUACUUCAAAUGAAUUUUGAAAGUUGUAGUCUUAUACUUAGAUCAGCAAUGUCUUAUUUUACUGUACUGGUUACUACCGGCUAGCAAUAAUAACAUAAAAAUGAAGUAGUAUAUUGAUGUCUUAAAAAUAUGUGGAUAUGAUAUUUAUUUGUUUGCCGUGUCAAACAAUUAAUGUUCUGCAUGUAUACACCCAUUGUAAACAUUUAUCAUAUAUAUAACUAAAUCUAAAAGUA
This is a messenger RNA of Nasonia vitripennis (jewel wasp), 1619 nucleotides long. RefSeq names its product odorant receptor 170 (gene Or170). The transcript is spliced from 11 exons. Lineage: Eukaryota; Metazoa; Arthropoda; Insecta; Hymenoptera; Pteromalidae. Gene Ontology annotation, molecular function: olfactory receptor activity; odorant binding. The coding region runs from base 145 to 1470 and encodes 441 amino acids. Gene Ontology annotation, biological process: detection of chemical stimulus involved in sensory perception of smell; sensory perception of smell. Gene Ontology annotation, cellular component: plasma membrane. The record is from RefSeq and is a predicted model, not a curated record.